UCAGCUCAGAGAGACAGGUCGAGAUCAGUAGAGCGGGAUAUAGCGCGCUCGCCCUUUUGCGCCGUCUUUCUCACUUACGAAUCAUCAUCGGAAGGCCUCACACGCCGCUCGAAAAACAUUCCAUAAUGGCUAAGGGUCAGGGCAAGCGGCAGCGCAACAGAGGCCAGCAGGCCAAGAUGCUGCAGGCCGUCCUCGUUGGCGCGGCCAUGGGGUCCACCACGGCUUUCGUUCCUUCCGUGAGACCAAACCUCGGGUCCGCCACUGCUGCGACCUCCUCCGUUGCACCAGGCGCCGCCACCGUACGAGCCAUGGACAGCUGGGCCAAGGUGGCCGCCCCGCGCAGGAGCUCGAGGUCGAGGGCGGUGGAGGCCCACGGCCUGCAGAUGGUCUCGGCGGGGAUCGAGAAAGGCAUGUUCACGACGUCCAACCCGGACGACCGACGCGUCCUGCCCGAGACGAGGGAUGGCAAGGCCUACUUCAAGGUGACGUACGUUGUGCUGGAGUCCCAGUACCAGAGCUCCCUGACGAAGGCGUGCCAGCGCAUCAACGAGAGCCGCGACGACGUUUGCGUGGAGUGCGUGGGCUACCUGCUCGAGGAGCUCCGUGACCCCAAGAACGUGGCCGCCUUCAAAAAGGACGUGGAGUCUUCCAACAUCUUCAUCGGGUCCCUCAUCUUCGUGCAGGAGCUCGCGGAGGAGGUGCAGAAGGUGGUGGAGCCCCUGCGGGACCAGCUGGACGCCGUGGUUGUGUUCCCUUCCAUGCCCGAGGUCAUGCGCCUCAACAAGGUCGGGUCCUUCACCAUGCAAAACCUCGGACAGAGCAAGUCGGUCGUGUCGGACUUCAUGAAGAAGAAGAAGAAGGAGGACGGAUCUUCCUUCGAGGAGGGCAUGCUCAAGCUACUCCGCACCCUCCCCAAGGUGCUCAAGUACCUGCCUUCGGACAAGGCCAAGGAUGCCAGGAACUUCAUGAUGUCCUUCCAGUACUGGCUGGGUGGCUCCCCCGAGAACGUGGAGAGCCUGCUGCUGACCCUGGCCAAGUCCUACGUGCCGGAGGUGAAGGAGAUGGACUCCGUCCAGGAGAAGGAUAUCGCCGAGCCCGUGCUCCUCCCCGACAAGGGCAUCUGGCACCCCGUCGCGGACAAGGUGUUCGAGAACGUCGACGAGUACCUCUCCUGGUACAACAAGGAACACGCACCGGCGGCCGGGAUCAAGCCCGAGGCCCCCGUGGUCGGCCUGGUGCUGCAGAAGAGCCACAUCAACACCAAGGACGAGUGCCACUACGUCGCUCUCAUCGCCGAACUCGAGGCUCGCGGCGCAAAGGUGAUAACUCUCUACACCGGUGGGCUGGACUUCUCCGGCCCCGUGGAAGAGUACUUCAUCUCCAACGGCAAGUCCGUCGUCGACACGUGCAUCAACCUGACGGGAUUCGCGCUCGUCGGGGGGCCCGCCAGCCAGGACCACGCUAAGGCAGUGUCCACGCUGCAGAAGCUCAACGUGCCGUACUUGUGCACAGUGCCCCUGGUGUUCCAGUCGUUCGAGGAGUGGCAAGCUUCUGAGCUCGGCCUGCACCCCAUCCAAGUUGCCCUGCAGGUGUCUCUCCCUGAGAUAGACGGAGCCAUUGAGCCAAUCAUCUACGCCGGGCGCGAGGGCGCCACCGGGCGUUCGGUCCCCCUCUCGGACCGCGUGCAGCUCGUCGCUGACCGUGCCCUCAAGUGGGCCAACCUCCGGGCCAAGAAGAACGCGGAGAAGAGGCUGGCCGUGACCAUCUUCAGCUUCCCCCCGGACAAAGGCAACGUCGGCACCGCCGCCUACCUUGACGUCUUCGGCUCCAUCCACACCGUGCUUUCCAAGCUCAAGACGGAAGGGUACGACGUCGGAGACCUGCCCGACGACUCGCGAGCUCUGAUGGAGCGAAUCCUCAACGACCCCGAGGCCAGGAUCGACUCCCCCGAGAUGAACGUGGAGUACCGCAUGUCGGUCCAGGAGUACGAGGAGCUCACCCCGUACGCCGGGGACCUCGUCGAGAACUGGGGCAAGGCUCCCGGCCACCUUAACUCGGACGGCCAAAACCUCCUCGUGUUCGGGUGCAAGUUCGGGAACGUAUUCAUCGGCGUCCAGCCCACUUUCGGAUACGAGGGCGACCCGAUGCGUCUGCUCUUCUCCAAGUCUGCCUCCCCCCACCACGGGUUCGCGGCGUACUACACGUACCUCGAGAAGAUCUUUAAGGCGGACGCGGUCCUCCACUUCGGCACCCAUGGGUCCCUCGAGUUCAUGCCCGGCAAGCAGGUCGGCAUGUCCGGCGCGUGCUACCCGGACCGCCUGAUCAACUCCAUCCCCAACAUCUACUACUACGCGGCGAACAACCCUUCGGAGGCCACCAUCGCCAAGCGCCGCUCGUACGCCGCGACCAUCUCGUACCUCACCCCACCCGCCGAGAACGCUGGUCUCUACAAGGGCCUCAAGGAGCUGAACGAGCUGGUAUCUUCGUACCAAGGCCUCCGCGACAACGGUGCCCGCGGCCCUUCCAUCGUUAGCGCUUCCAUCGCGUGCGCCCGAACGUGCAAUCUUGACAAGGACAUCAAGGACCUCCCCUCGGACGACACCGACACCAAGUUAAUGACCAUCGAGGAGCGCGAUAACAUCAUCGGCAAGAUCUACCGUCGCCUCAUGGAGAUCGAGUCCCGCUUGCUCCCUUGCGGACUCCACACUGUCGGCGUUCCCCCCACCUCGGCGGAGGCGGUGGCCACCUUGGUCAACAUCGCGUCGCUCGACCGCCCGGAGGACGGCAUCAAGUCUCUGCCUCGUAUCGCUGCGGAGUCGAUGGGACGCGACAUCGGGGAGAUCUACACGAACGCCGACAACGGAGACCUCGAGGACGUUCAGCUCUUGCAGCAGGUGACUGAGGCGUGCCGUGCGGCCGUGCUGGCGUGCGUCGAGCGAUCGACGAACUCGGAGGGACGCAUUGUGGAGGUCAACCCCUUCGCCGACUUUUUCAGCAAGGCUGUCUCUGGUGGCAGCAGCCCGAUGAAGGCCGCCCUUGAGCAGUUCGGCUUCAAAGGGUGCAAGGACGCUGACCUGGAGCCCGUGUUCACGUACCUGGAGUUCUGCCUCAAGCAGGUGGUCGCCGACAACGAACUCGGCGGACUCCUCGGCGCUCUGAACGGCGAGUACAUCACCCCGGGCCCCGGCGGCGACCCCAUCCGCAACCCCGACGUGCUCCCGACCGGGAAGAACAUGCACGCUCUCGACCCCCAGUCGAUCCCGACCAAGGCGGCCGUGGACUGCGCGAUGGUUGUCGUGGACCGCCUCCUGGAGAGGCUCGUGGCAGAGCAGGGCGAGUACCCGGAGACGGUGGCGUUCACCCUGUGGGGCACGGACAACAUCAAGACCUACGGAGAGUCGCUCGCCCAGGUGCUCUGCCUCGCCGGCGUCAGGCCCAUCGCCGACUCCAUCGGCCGCGUGAACAAGCUGGAGCUCAUCCCCCUUGAGGAGCUCGGCCGUCCCCGCGUGGACGUGGUUGUGUCAUGCUCCGGCGUGUUCCGCGAUCUCUUCAUCAACCAGAUGAACUUGCUCGACCGAGGAAUAAAGAUGGCUGCUGAGGCCGACGAGCCCGCAGACAAGAACUUCGUCCGCAAGCACGCACUCGAGCAGGCGGAGGAGUUCGGUCUCUCCGUCCGCGACGCCGCCACCCGCGUCUUCUCCAACGCCGCGGGGUCCUACUCGGCUAACGUCGGCCUGGCGAUCGAGAACGGCGGCUGGGAGGGCGAGCAGCAGCUGCAGGAGCAGUUCGUGGGCCGCAAGGGCUUCGCGUUCAACGCCGACAAGCCCGGCAUGAUGGAGCAGCAAACAGACAAGUUCAAAAUGGCGCUUAAGACCGUGGACGUGACCUUCCAAAACCUGGACUCUUCGGAGAUCUCGCUCACCGACGUGAGCCACUAUUACGACUCGGACCCGACCAAGGUCGUGUCCAGUCUCCGCGACGACAAGAAGAAGCCGUCGUCCUUCAUGGCCGACACCACCACCGCCAACGCGCAGGUGCGGACGCUGUCGGAGACGGUCCGCCUCGACGCGCGCACCAAGCUGCUGAACCCCAAGUUCUACGAGGGCAUGCUCGCGUCCGGGUACGAGGGAACCAGGGAGAUCACCAAGCGCCUGCGGAACACGAUGGGCUGGGCGGCGACGGCGGGCGAGGUGGACAACUUCAUCUUCGAGGACGCCAACGACGUGUUCAUCAAGGACGAGGACAUGAGGGACCGCCUCAUGAACCUCAACCCCAACGCGUUCCGGGACACGGUGACCACGUUCUUGGAGGCGAACGGGCGAGGGUACUGGGAGACCUCGGAGGAGAACAUUGAGCUCCUGCAGGACUUGUACCAGGAGGUCGAGGACAAGAUCGAGGGCGUCUAGACAGUCAGACAAGGACUAGACAAGAAGAGAAAAAUAUAAAUGGUGUGUUCCUCCUCUUUGGAGCCUUUGCGCCGGCCGGCCUUUGGAUCUUGGCAAAGUUUGCGGCGUCGAGACUUCGCGUGUGAAUUUUCUGUUUGUGUUUUUGUACACAGCAGGCGGAAGCACAUUUUGGAUUGUUUGGGUUAGUUUGUGUUGUCGUGUUCUUAUGCACCGUGACCGGCGGCGGAAUUUUUGUGCACUUUUGGAUGUGAAAUUUGAGGUGGGUGAUGUGCUAGAAGGGACGAGUGGCAACCAGCCUCCGUGAGUGAUGGCACGUGCCCCGUGGAUUUUGAUGAAUAGUGAAUGGGAUAAGGAUUACGGGGGCUGCAACCUUUUACAGGAGAUUCGGGGGCGUCGUAGACAUUUAAAAGUAGAGUAAUUUUCCUUUUAGGGCUCACGCGUUAUUCUAGCAGGAUGACCAUAUCGUUUGUGUGUCUUGCAGUAGAGCAAGGUGACAGGGAGGUCAGUGCAAUUGACGUUGCAGGGAGGGUGUCAGGCGGUGGAGGGGGGGGGAGGGGGGGGGAACGACGAACAAGCAGCACAAAAAAGAAUCGCCAAAACAAAGGAUGACAAGAGUAAGACGAACCAGAGCACGGCAUGUGCGACUGGCCAUCUGCUGUUGUUGACCCCUGGCGCUGCGUUGUUCGCGCGCCUGCGGUGGCAGCAGCGCUGUAACGUUGCUCUGUGCUACGUUGCGUGUGCUUGUCUCCGUACUUGUUGGGCGCCAUUUCUUUUUCUUGUUGUUUUGCUGGAGGGGAGGUGAGGUUGUUGCGGCCACUUUCCAAUCGAGUUGAAUGCACGCAGUAGUUUUUUUCUUUGUUGGUGUUUCGAUUCGACAGACCGGGAGAUGGCUACAUGCGCUGCGAUCAGGAAGCGAGCCGGUGGUUCAUAGAACGAAAGUUCGUUGCUACACUGCUGUCACAUGUGGGAAUGUGGAUAGCAAAACAAGCGAGGCCUUGUUACCCGGAAGGGCGAUGCCUCGUGAGCAAAUAAACGUGUGGACGCGUUCCAGAUCGUUUGAAAUCUUGGUGGAAAAAGAAACAUGAACAUGACGUGGGAUUUUCGCUGUCGUGUGUCCCGCCCGCGUCGUCGUGCUGCCACCGUUCGACGGAAGUCCAUCUCCGAGGUUCGCACACCAAACUAUUGCGCUGCGCUCCCGACGCCCACUCAUCUCUACCCUUUUUGCCCUGGGGACAAAACGUCGCCGCGCGCGAUGACACGUAAUUUUUGUUGGAGUGUAUCGCGUAGAGGAAAACAAUUGUUGUUUGGCCUUUCUCCUGCGUCAUGUCGGCUAGCGGCUCCGAAAUUGAUCACCAUUUUCCCGAAAGACGCACGUAUCAACCUCCAGAAGACUCCAACAUCGAUGAACAAAACAAAUCUCUUGACACCAUCAUCACCACUCGAAACCACCACAACCAAACGAAGAAAAACAUUAAGAUGGACGUGUACGUCCCUGUUAAUCGUAACAAUACUCGCGACAUACUUUCAAAUCCCUUCCUUGCGGUGCACUCGUGAACUCCUUGGAUUCAUCAACAAGAUGUUACUGAGGUGCCCGCACCAAGAAAAGGACGAACGUUCUCUGUGGACCCGCCGGAAGACGCGUGUGCGUGUGCGCUUGAUUCAGACAGGAUCCAUCACGUAUGGACGAUGAUGAACAGCGGGAGGGAGGGAUCGGAACAGCCAUUGAUCAAUGAACGAAAGAACGCCGCGUGUGUGUGUAUUUACUGUUUGUGUGUGGAUGGAAUGGAUGUAUACGUACUUGAGUAGGCAAUAACAACCCCUUACAAUGACAGCACAAAAACGUGUGAGACGUAUACCACAUGGGGUUCUGAAAGGGGAAGGGGGGGCGUCGCUUCAAUGUCACCGGGGACACGUAUUUGCGUGCAUACCUGUGACGCUGCCUGCAUACUGAUACCCCUUCAUUGAGACCAAAAAAUGAUAACAUAUCAAGAGAAUAAGAGGAAAACAUGGCAUGCCAGGUUUCGAUCCUGGGUCCUCGAGGUUAUGAGCCUCGCACGCUACCUCUGCGCCACAUGCCAGCGCUGCUUCUAAUGAGCAAAGUUGUGACAAUUACACAAAUAAAUCUUGUAGAGUUGGUGAUAUUAGGGGCCAGCUUUUUCGUACCUUUUUGAGAGGAUAGCCACAUUGAUAAUCUCCAACGUGGUUGCGUUUUAGGGUGUCCGGCAGUAACGACGUCUUUUCUCCCAGUGAUAUCGUCCUCUGGUUGAAGUUUGAUCUUCAACCCCGCCUCCCCGCCUUGGCGUGCAUUUCGAUGGAACUCCCUGGUUAGAAUUUCGGAGAUCGCCACCGCGAUCUCCGUUUUUGAAAGGUAGCAGCCUCCUUCGGCACCCCUCCAAACCAAGACCCCGAAGAGGACGCCCAGUUGCUCUCCACAACAGCCUAUCAUGCUGGCACCCUCACCCACCAUUUGGUUCUUCUUGAUAUGGGCUAAGGGGUUUGGUGUCUGCAGAUGAAGGCGCCAGCAGCAGCAACAUUUUUGAAAAAGACCGAGCACGAUGACCGAGCACGACGGCGGAUAGAAGGAGCUUGGAGCGCUCCAGCAGGAAGAAGUGCCUCAGCAGCGAACAUGUGAACGUACUGUAGGUGACGCACAGCAGGGCGAGGAAGGAAGCCGGGUAGAAGAUUGGACCACAAGUCUAAACAGUAGACUGGACCAUACCCUCUGUGCCGCGUUGAGAUGUAUCGCACGUCAUCCACCGUUGUGAAAGAUCGCUGCUGCUGUGGUAUUGUAGAAGGACGACACCAGAAGAGGGCGUGAUGAGGAGGGCGCCGUUAGCAGGGAGGAGGAAUGCAGGCCUGGGGUUGGGGGGGAGGCAGGAUGGAACUACUUUUUGUUGAUGGCGCGCGGUGAUACGUACACCGCUUGGGCUAUGACUACUGUGUAGCACGACCGCGGUAGAAUACCAGCGGAAAGGAUUUUCUAGCUCAUUUGAAGCUUACCUCCCUUGGUUUUAGUACCGGGCGUGUCGUUUUCUGGUAAAUGCUUCAUCUAUACGAAACGUCGCCGUGCAGCGU
This is a messenger RNA of Ectocarpus sp. CCAP 1310/34, 7481 nucleotides long. NCBI's taxonomy places the organism in Eukaryota, Phaeophyceae, Ectocarpales, Ectocarpaceae. The record is from the annotation of a GenBank genome assembly.